AUGGACCGCCCGGAGCCUGGGCUCAUCAAAUGGUCGCAAAUCCCCGGCUACGACAGCUUCAUCCACAUCAACCUACAGCACCGCGUCGUCCAGCUGUACGAGCCCAACGGCCUUGCACAGCGGAGCAAGUUCGACUAUGAACGGCUUUCAAAGCAUGAUGACUUCCCGACCCUGACGACGUAUGACUGGUCUCCCACGGUCCCAGGCCUGCUGGCUGUGGGAACUCAGACGGGUGUGGUCAACCUGCUGAGGAUGGACGACAACUCCAACGCCUACAUCGAGUUGGGCCUUAAAAUGACAAGAACGUGUCAGGCGGUUGCGUUUAAUACCGAGGGUUUGCUUGCGGUCGGUUUGGAUCGUGUGCGUAUGGAUCAGUGCCUACACAUAUGGGACGUCAACCGCCUGUCGUCGAUGGACAAGUCUGCCAAGGGAUUCUCCAAGGAUAUGCACUCUUUUACGGAUCCUGCGUACAGGUUGGAGCCUAGUGUCUCUGUGUCGAGUGUCAAGUUCUUUGAGGACAACCCAAAGACAUUGGUUGUUGGAAUAAAGGCUCAAGGAUUACGCAUCCACGAUCUGCGAGAACCGAACAUUGGUGUCGUCACGUUUCAGACCAAAUGCAAUAACAAUUUGGCAAUAGACUACGCUGAUCAAAACUACUUUGCUUCGUCAGCGCUUGACCAGCCGGGCAUCAUGAUCUGGGACCGUCGAGCAACAUCCCGCCCGGUUGCUUCUCACUCGUAUCUUGGCGCAGUGGAUGAGGACGAGCUUCCAUGGGGUGGUGCACUCAGGCUUGACAGGGUCGUCGACUCUGACGAUGACCCGUCACUGAGCGAAAGCAAGCACUCGAUCGUCCGCUCUUUGCGCUACUGUAGAGACCACCGCGGUCUUUUGGCUGUGUUGUCGCGCACUGGGCAGUUGAAGGUCUUGAAGACAAACAAGGAGCUAACACCUCCCGACAUGUCUCUCGAGGGAAGCCCGGAGCUUUUGGAGGUUCACAAGUCUUACGACAUGGAUGUCCAGUAUGGUGAUAGCGGGAAGAAGAACGACCGGAUCGUCUCGUUCGAUUGGGUCACUCUGGACUCAGCUGUACUACAACCUCGAUUGGUUGUCUUGCGCGCCAACGGAACGUUUGAGAUUCUUGAGCAACCAUCAUAUACGUCCGACUACUUGUAUAAGCUAACGCCAUGGCAGCCGCCUCAUCGCGGCCUUGAAGAGAGCGGUCCGUAUCAUAACAUCAUGGAGUUUGAGCCAUCACAAUCCUCCGACAUGCUAGGACCGUUAUUCGUCGAAGAGGCCCUCUCAGAUAUAGCUAUUUUUGGACCAGACAAAGUCGAUGUCCAGACUAUUGUCGACAAGACGCUACAGGCCAGAUUUUCUGCGGCAGACCUCAACACCCAAAACCUAUCUACCGAGUCGCAGUGUCUGCUAGACCAUGUCAUGCUUUUGCGCGCAAAGGAGAAGUACUUAUUUGACUGCAAUGUCAAUCGGGCAGUGGUUUCCGAUGACCCCUGGCUGCGAUACAUGUGGGAUUGGAUUGCAGACGCGGAGGACGCUGCCCAGGACGGGGGCAUGAAGUUAUCCCCUUUGGACUUGAGUUACAUGGGUGUCUGUACAAUUUGGUGUAAUGAUCUAGGCCAGAAGCCAUCAUCGAGAUUACCUGAGGCAUCGCCGAUGCCCGAGACAACGCUUUGGGAGAAGACGAUUGGAAGCAUCUGCAAGAGACGUAAACUGCCAAAAUACGAGGGUACUCAGACCAAGAAGCCAUUUCACAGGCAGUUAUGCUUGGAUAUUUGCGGAUGGGGAGAUAAUGCAGCACACGAGGCGAGGGGGGCUACACACGACCCAGGCGAGGACUAUCCAACAACGGCUCACACCAUGGCGGCGGCUCGAGCUCUCUUCAAAGGGGAAACCCAGGAGGCGAUUCGAAUAUUAAAGACGGCGAGCGUGACGCACCCAGAGCUUCUCUUCGUGUCGCUCGCGCUGCAACUCAUCGGCAGGAGUAACAACAAGCUCAGCAAGGAACAGCUGGACUUUGACGAAGCCGUUGCGUCAAAGACGGAUCCGUACCUCAGGGCAAUCUCGUCGCUGAUUGCUACAGGGGACUGGUUUGCCAUUGCGAAUCAGAAGUCGCUGCCUCUGUCGGACCGCGCAUACGUGGCCGUCAGGAACUUCGACGACGAACAACUCACCAAAUGGCUGCAUGAACAAGUUUCGAUGGCAGUGGACACCGGAGACGUCGAAGGGAUCGUUCUCACGGGUAUCACGGACAGGCUGGUGGAUAUCUUCGCCAAGUACGUCCAGAAGUUCAACGACUUCCAGACGGCCACGCUGGUCAUGUCAAUAUGCGCGCCGCGAUACAUUGACGACUACCGGUGCCUGGCGUGGCGCAAUGCAUACAGAGCAUACCUCCAGCGUCACAAGGCAUUCCUGCAACGAACCAAAUUCGAGGUUGAAAGCACAAAGAAGAGCAAACGUGGGGGACGUCCGACCAUCAAGCCGCCGUCACGGCAGAUUGCGCUUCGGUGCGUCUACUGUGACGCGGAGACGACUCUCGCAGGGCAAGGGGGGCCUGGCGCGGGACCACCUCCCGGAGCACCCGACUCGCGGAACCCGCUCAUGGCGACGAGCAUCAAUGCGGGAAUCAGCUGUCCCAACUGCGGGCGUCACCUCCCGCGAUGCGUCGUGUGCCUGGAGGUGGUUGGCGUUCCGAGAUCUGACCGGCCGGAGCUCAACGGCGAGCCGGAGAGUUGGAUGGCAGCCAACUUCCCGACGUUCUGCCUCAAGUGCGAGCAUGUGCUUCAUCUGGACCACGCCAGACAGUGGUUCACGAGACACGUCGAGUGCCCUGUGCCCGAGUGUCGCUGCCGAUGCAACUUUCGAGCCAACCCGGAGCUUUCGUAUCAUUAA
Colletotrichum aenigma is the source of this 2907-nucleotide messenger RNA. RefSeq names its product putative WD repeat-containing protein. The record is from RefSeq and is a predicted model, not a curated record. Gene Ontology annotation, molecular function: protein binding. Lineage: Eukaryota; Fungi; Ascomycota; Sordariomycetes; Glomerellales; Glomerellaceae. Gene Ontology annotation, biological process: positive regulation of TORC1 signaling. The transcript is spliced from 6 exons. The coding region runs from base 1 to 2907 and encodes 968 amino acids. Gene Ontology annotation, cellular component: cytoplasm.